Messenger RNA from Solanum stenotomum, 790 nucleotides. RefSeq names its product LOB domain-containing protein 1-like. The transcript is spliced from 3 exons. The record is from RefSeq and is a predicted model, not a curated record. NCBI's taxonomy places the organism in Eukaryota, Viridiplantae, Streptophyta, Magnoliopsida, Solanales, Solanaceae. Bases 1 to 657 code for a protein of 218 amino acids.
AUGGAGUACGCAUCAACUAACUAUGAACCUUCAUCGCUGCCGUCGCCGCCGCCGUCGCCGUCAUCCUCCGCCGUGUCUUUGUCUUCCUCUUCUCCUAACUCUCCACCUACCGAUCUACCGCCUGCCGUAGCUUCAUUACCUUCAUCCUCUCGCUACGUUUUUUCGCCGGUGACCAGCUCUUGUGCCGCCUGUAAGUUCUUAGGUCGGAACUGUGCAAAGAAUUGCGUGUUGGCACCUUGGUUUCCUCCUAAUGAUACCAUCAAUUUCAGCACUGUCCAUCGUGUUUAUGGUGCUAGCAAUGUCAUCAAGUCCUUGCAGGAAUUGCCGGAAUCUCAAAGAGCAGAUGCUGUAAGCAGCAUGGUGUACGAGGCAAAUGCUAGACUGAGGGAUCCUGUAUAUGGUUGUGCAGGGUCAAUUUUCCAUCUACAAAAGCAAGUGAGUGAUCUCCAAGCACAAUUGGCAAAGGCACAAGCCGAGAUUGUCAACAUGCAAUGCCAACAAGCUCAUCUGUUGGAACUAAUUUGCAUGGAAAUGGGCCAAUCUCCACAAGCAAUAUCACCACCACAACAAUCUUUGGAUAAUUUCACUCAUAAUAUCCCUAUGAGCUUCUUAGAUGAUGAUAACUCUGGAUCAGUGUGGGAGGCCCUAUGGACAUGACGAUUAAAGAUCAAAACUCAAAAUGCUCUCGGUGAAAGGAAACUGAAUUGUAAUAUAAAUUGAGCCAAAUCUUCAAAGAUUUGUGUUAAUGUUUAUUCAGGUACUUUUUUUCGUAAUAUGAUUCUGAUAAGAG